Molecule: messenger RNA, 1729 nt
Organism: Drosophila erecta
Lineage: Eukaryota; Metazoa; Arthropoda; Insecta; Diptera; Drosophilidae
Product: deoxynucleoside triphosphate triphosphohydrolase SAMHD1
Exons: 5
Coding region: 264-1526 (420 amino acids)
Biological process (GO): dGTP catabolic process
Cellular component (GO): nucleus
Molecular function (GO): dGTPase activity
Source: RefSeq, a predicted model, not a curated record
UUCGUGCGCAGCUUUCGCUGCAUCCCUGGUCGAUAGCUGCAAUCAGCUGUGCGCGCUCAUCACAAAAUUAACAAUUGUGCGACGAGUCCAGGGACUUCACAAUAAACAAUUGUGUGGAUUUUGCAUGACGAGUCCAGGGACUUCACAAUAAAAUGUAAAUCAACAUUGCCGGAAGUAAUAUAACCGUGGUCAAGACAUGGUGGUGCUCGCAGUUUCGAUUGUGCUUUGGACGCGGAUUGUCGAUAAACAGAAAUCGAAUUGGAAUGUCAGCAAGCGAUGUAAUUCACUCCCCGGCGCAGCGGCGGCGCUCUCUUCCCCUUGCCCCUUACCUGGAACCCAACGACUCGAAGCUCCAGUUUGACCAACAACAACAACAAGAUCACCAUGGAAACCACGCACAACAACAACCACGCACAUCGAUGCUUAUUGAGGAUGAGGUUCACGGUGUAAUCGAGCUGCAAAGCCAUAUCCAAGAGAUCGUUGCGCAUCCACUCUUCCAGCGCCUCAAACAUGUUCACCAAUUGGGUGUCAUUCCGUGGGUCUUCGAUAAGAGGGCCGAUCACACGCGAUACGAUCAUUGCCUUGGAGUUUACAAAAGCGCGCAGGAUCACCUCAGGGCCAUCGAACGCAAUUCGCACUACGAGCCAAAACUUCCGGACUGGUGUCGUCAGGCGGUGGAGAUAGCCGCCCUCCUUCACGACAUUGGACAUGGGCCAGUGUCGCACACCUGGGAGUUGGCGAGCCAUCAUGAAUUUGAUCACGAGAAAAACGCAAUGGCCUGUGUGGAUACAAUUUUCAAGGAUGCCCUCAAUCCGGAGCUUGUCUCCUUGAGAGACGAAGGUGGUGGGCGAGGUGUUCAAUUGAUUAAGGCUUUAAUAUUGGGAUGCACUGAGAUGCUGUCGUUCCCCAUGCUGGGACAUACCUACAUCUUUGAUAUUGUACAUAAUCGUCGCUGCGGAUUGGACGUGGAUAAAUGGGAUUAUCUACGGCGUGAUAACAAGCGCCUGAAAAUUCUCAACUCUGCGGAGAUGGAUUUUGAUGAUGUAUUUCUUCAGGCUCGCAUAUCACCUGAUGGACAACGCAUCGAGUAUCGUUAUGCAGACUAUCAUCGCAUAUAUCGCUUGUUCGAGGCGCGAUCGCUCCUCCACGUAAAGGCCUAUCAAUAUCCGCUAACUUGUGCCGUGGAUGUUAUUUUUAGCAAGGCAGUACAACGUGUGGCUCCAGAACUAUUCAACAUUCGCUCAACGGAUCCAAAGUGGCUGCAAUUGAUUGACGAUUAUGUAUUGAAUGUAAUAGAAAGGGAUCCUCUAUCGAGGUAUGUAAAGGAACCUCAACGAAUUGUAGAAGUCCCGAGCAACGAUUCUUCCGGAUCGGACAUCAUACGGGUGCGCAGGAUUAUACCUGGACCUUGGGAGCUAAUGAAAUCCGCAAAGGAUUUUGCUUUCUUUGGCAAUAAACGCAAUAAGCGUCCAAUUACUCCAUGUGAAAGCCCGACAAUAGUCAGCAAGUGCUUUAAGUUACAGUAGAAACAUGACCAGGAAAUGGUUAAUGGUAAAGUCGUCAAACAAACGUAUGUUAUUGUUUGUAUCGUUUCGUUUUCUUAUAUUUUAUAAACUAUAUAUUAUGAAAUUAUGUAAAAAUACUCAACGGUUGCGUGUGUAAGCGACCAUAUUUAAUCCCUUUAUAUUUUGUUAUUCAGCACACUCUUAUACCAUUCGUUGAUUUUUUU